Messenger RNA from Closterium sp. Yama58-4, 1605 nucleotides. NCBI's taxonomy places the organism in Eukaryota, Viridiplantae, Streptophyta, Zygnematophyceae, Desmidiales, Closteriaceae. The record is from the annotation of a GenBank genome assembly.
AUGUUGGCAGUCAAGAAGGAGGAGCUGAAGCUCAGCAUGCUCAAGGCGGAGGACCAGGAAGGAUGCUCAAAUAAUAUCCUAAGAGCUCGUUCGUUUCUUCGCCUCUCUCGCCUUCCCCCGUGCAGCCACGUUGGCAGUCAAGAAGGAGGGCUUGACGCUCAGCACACUCACGGCGGAGGGCCAGGACGGACGUUCCAGCCGCAUUCCGAAAGUUUGAAAGUCACUUUUCUUCCUUUCCCCACCCAUUUCUCCUCCACCCGUGCAGCCAUGUUGGCAGUCAAGAAGGAAGGGCUGAAGCUCAGCACGCUCAAGGCGGAGGACCAGGAGGCGCCAGCAAUUUUCCAAAAGGAGGGUCUGAAGCUCAGCACGCUCAAGGCGGAGGACCAGGAGGCGCCAGCCAUUUCCGAGAGCUUUGAGGCGGAGGCAGAGGGAGCAGCGCCGCAUGCAGCCAUCCCUGCAUCCACGCUCGUGCCCUUCCCGCUGCUGCUGAGCGCGGAGGCGUACACCCCCUGGACCAUCCCCUUCCGCAGCGCCAAAGACCCCCCUGGUCAGCUCACCGACACCGAGACGACAUGGAUUGAUGUUUUCCGCCGCAGCAUCGAGCCGUUCGGGAAGCGAGCAGCCAGCGACGAAUCUGUGGAGAACGCUGCAGAGAAGGCGAAGGUCUUUGAAGAAAAGUACGCAGCGAUCCUCGAUGACUUUGCCAAGGAUCCAAGCAGCCAUGGCGGCCCUCCCAACCCAGUGAAUCUGUGCCGGCUGAGGGAAGUCUGCUUGACAGAGGCCGGCUUUAAAGACAUCUUCAAGAAGACCAAGGCGGAGGAGAAUGAGAAGGCACUGGCGAUGCUGCCGGCGACGCUGAAGAGAAUCGAUGCAGUGGAGGAUCUUAAAGAGAGGAUAGAGGUGCUGGUCAAGGGCGUGCUGGCUGGAAACAUCUUUGACCUGGGAGCCAACAACUCCGCAGCACUGGUGGAGGGCGAGGGGCUCUCAUUCGAGAAGAGCUUUGAGCAGCUGCUGCCACGCCCGUGGGUGUUUGACCAAGUGGCUGAGUUCCAGAAGGCGUGGCUCGACCGCACGUGGAAGAAGGUGGUCGUAUUCUGUGACAACUCCGGAGCAGACCUCGUGUUGGGGGUGCUGCCGCUGGUGAGGGAGCUGGUGAGGCAAGGCGCACAGGUGGUGGUGGCGGCUAACGACAUGCCCUCCAUCAAUGACGUCACCUACAACGAGCUCCUCUCGCUCGUGCAAAAGGUGCAAGUGACAAUAGAGGAUGAGACUAUAAGCGCAGGCAUUGACAGCGGACGUCUUCUUAUUGUCAACUCAGGCAGCGAUGUUCCUGUUGCUGACCUGGCGCACAUAUCUCCUGAGCUGGCGUUUGCUGCUGAAGAUGCUGAGCUGGUCAUAAUGGAGGGCAUGGGCCGUGCCAUAGAGACCAAUCUGCAUGCGCUCAUGACAUGUGACAAGCUCAACAUCGGCAUGGUGAAGCACAAGGAGGUGGCUGAUUUUCUGGGUGGUCGCAUCUAUGACUGUGUGGUCAAAUACACCCCAGGAGACUAUGUCCCUACACCCUCCCGAGCCCCCAAGGUCCCAACCCACCUCUCAUCCGCAUGA